This is a messenger RNA of Spathaspora passalidarum NRRL Y-27907, 1991 nucleotides long. Its product is annotated as fungal specific transcription factor domain-containing protein. The transcript has a single exon. The record is from RefSeq and is a predicted model, not a curated record. Gene Ontology annotation, biological process: positive regulation of transcription by RNA polymerase II. Gene Ontology annotation, cellular component: nucleus. NCBI's taxonomy places the organism in Eukaryota, Fungi, Ascomycota, Pichiomycetes, Serinales, Debaryomycetaceae. Bases 238 to 1881 code for a protein of 547 amino acids. Gene Ontology annotation, molecular function: DNA-binding transcription factor activity, RNA polymerase II-specific.
AAAGUUGAAAAGAAGAUGGAUUUUGCAUAUUUGGGAAUCUUAUUGAUCCUAUUAAGACUCAGUUACUUGUCUCUUUUUUCCAAUGAUUCAAGCGUUAAUGAAGCUAACUUACACACCACAGAUCCUUCUCCUAAUGCUCAACAAGUCAAAUAUCUCAUGAAUAACCCUAUUAACAUCGAUGCCAUAGAUGUUGCACAGAGUUGCUUAAAUCAAUUCAAUUUAAUGCGAAGCAUCAAUAUGACAUUAAUGCAACUAGCAUUAUUCAUGAGGCUAUAUCAUCUGGUUUCACCCGAGGAUGGUGAUGGUAUUAAUGGUGGAGAUGCCCAAGUAUUUAAUGCAAUUUUGGUCCAAAUGGGGUUUACUUUAGGACUUCAUCGUGAGCCAGAUAAUUUCCCUGAUACUUGUAAUGACGAAAAAGUUAACAAUUUGGGACGAAAAAUAUGGACAUUUUUAUUGAUUAGUGAUUUAAAUCUUGCUAUGGCUAAUGGAACCAUGUUGAAUGUUAAUAUGGAUUCGUUUGACACUAAAGCUCCAUUUUACAAGCCAGGUAAUGAAAAUGUUAUUGAUGUUGAAUUGGAGCAAUCAACUAUGAAGUGUUUUACUCAGUUUGAUAUUUCUUAUCAACCAUUACAUGAACUCUUGUCUACAAUAAUGAAAGUUAGAGGGCUGUCUAAUAUGUCAGAAUUAUGUACCAAGUUAAGUUAUAUGGAAUGUCACUUUGUUGACAGAUUUGGGGAUUUAAUGGAUCGUACAGAGGCAUUAAAGAAUGAAAAAGAAGACAUUAUGCCUCGUACUUUGAGAAUGAAAAUUUAUUGUACUGGGAACUUCUUUAUGGUUUCCCUUUAUUUACAUAUUUUCAAUCAUUAUGAGCGUAAGGGAAGUACUGAUUUGGCGUAUUAUUACCUUAAGAAGAUUUUUGUUGUUGUUAUACUUGAUUUAAUGCCAUUUUUUUGGGAAUGUGUCAGUGAUAUUCACAGGAUGGUUUCCCGUGAUUCAACUGAUUUAGUGAUUAUUCCCGCAUACGAAACUGUGGCUCAUAAGUCGUUAUUGGUUAUUACAGCAGUGUAUUUGAGAGUCAGGCAUAAAGUUUUAACUUUGCAAUCAAGAUAUAACCAUUCUCCUUUGAUGAAAGGUAAUGAUAAAUACCGAGUUCAUUAUCAACGCUUGGUGAAUAUCUCAGAGUUGUUGUUGAAAUGUCGUGAUGUAUUUAGAGAAGGUGUUUCUAAACUUGCGCAUCGUUAUUAUUAUGCUUGGAGAAUAACUAAAGCUCAAAAUUUUUUGCAUAGCCUUUACACCAAUGAUGAGUUAUUCAAACAAUAUAAACCACUCCAUGAAUCAUUGAUUUUCAAUAAUGAUCAGAUGUUGGAGGAAUUAGAAUUCAUUAUUGAAAGUUCAUUAACCAAGGUCAAAGAAGCCAAGAAGAAUCCUAAAAAUCCAGUUUAUUCCAAAUAUAGUUAUGAAGAUUUUGCAACCAAAAGAUUUGCUUCAACUCCAUUAUUUGAUACCAAUUCCACAGCAAGUUCUGAUAUUGAUGUGACGGAUUAUAAGCCAAAUGAACAGAUUGACUCAAUUUGGUUGCAAAUGAUGAAUAUGAAGAAUGAAUAUGGAGAUCCUGGUACUGGCAGAUUUGGAGGUAAUAAUAUGGGAGUGCCCAGUAUGAGCACAGGUACCAGCCAAAUGAUUGAUCCAAUAUAUAAUAUCAAUGUGGCUGCUACUCCAAAUAUCAUGAGCCAAUUAGAUGGUACCAUACCUGGUGUUGGCACCGGGUUGACUCCUGGGCCUGGAAAUGCAUUUAGUCCUGCCAUUCCUAUGAAUUUUGGUAGUGCCAAUGAGUUGUUUGAAAAUUAUCCCAUUGAUGAGUUGUUUAAAGAUUUUUCAUGAUGAUGCGUGUUUUUUUUUAUUAAUUUAAAUUACGUUAAUGUUAACGUUUAUGUAUUUAAUGCUUGUAUAUAUUUACCUAUGUUUUAUUAAUGAACAGUAUUGUAUUAUUU